This is a messenger RNA of Vicia faba (fava bean), 1317 nucleotides long. The record is from the annotation of a GenBank genome assembly. NCBI's taxonomy places the organism in Eukaryota, Viridiplantae, Streptophyta, Magnoliopsida, Fabales, Fabaceae.
AUGAAACUCUUCAAUGCAUUUGCAUGCUACGCACAUUCAAUGCAUUGUAAGUUUCCCAAACCCACAGCGAACGUAACAGUUUCCCAUCAAUUUUCCCCUUUCGAUUUUCCCGGCCACACCACCGCCGUCAUCGCCGCUUCAUCCACCGACGACAGCGGCAUCCCGUCUCAAGAUCUCGCAGUUCUCCUCGAAGUCGACGGGGUUCUUGUGGAUGCAUACCAUGGGAAUCGCAUAGCCUUCAAUAAAGCAUUUGAGAAACUUGGACUUGAUUGUGCGAGCUGGAGCAAACCUGUCUAUUCAGAUCUUUUAAGGUGUUUUUUUGGUUAUUUGUUGUUAUAUUAUUUUCUUGCCUGUGCAUAUGUUCUAAUGGAAAAGGUGAUGAUGAUACACUUAGAUUUCAUGAGUUCUUGGGAACCUAUCUCGGUGCUUGAUGGAGUUCUUGUUGCUAUCAAGGAUGAAAUAGACUGUUUACCAUAUCCUACGACAGGAGGUACAAAGUGGCUGCACAAACAAAGGCCUUGUCUGAAUGACGCUUGCUGUGUUAAGCGUUUAAGAUUAUGCGGCGCCAUACUUGUUGGAAAGACUAAUAUGCAUGAACUUGGCGCGGGAACUAGCGGUAUAAAUCCACAUUACGGGGCUUCUAGAAAUCCUUAUGAUGUCAAUAGGAUAGCAGGAGGUUCUUCUAGUGGAUCUGCAUCGGUGGUAUCCGCAGGUUUGUGUCCUAUUGCUCUUGGUGUCGACGGGGGAGGUUCUGUAAGGAUGCCUGCAGCACUUUGUGGUGUAGUUGGUCUUAAACCGACUUUUGGUCGUAUACCUCAUGACGGAGUUCUUCCUCUAAACUGGACAGUUGGAAUGGUUGGAAUACUCGCAGGCACGAUCGAGGAUUCAUUGAUCGCGUUAGUAAUCGUCCUUACCGUGAUUACCAUGACUUUUUCCCUCAACCUGAAUGCUAGUAUUGUUGGCUUAGCAGUUGAAUCUGAAGGACCUGAAAAUUCACCCUGGUGUCUCGGUCUUGGUGCAGUACAGACAGUCUGUAGACAGCAAGAGGGUGGAUCAAGACUUGCAAAUGUGAAUCCAGCUGCUGAAGCAAAUAUAUUUGGUGAUCCAGAUGCUGCUGAUGUUGUAUUCACAAGUGGCGCAGAUAUAUUGGCAGUUGGAAUAAAUGUUACUCACCAAGUCGUAUUGUCAGGAAGAGCAAUUUAUGUGAAGAUUUCCCAGGUAUGCCUAGAACAUUCUGUUUCAGAUAACUGUUACAUUCUCAAGUACACUGCAUUAGCUCUGGCCUGGCCAAAAUCUACCUUACUGGACCAAACAUGA